This is a messenger RNA of Mollisia scopiformis, 732 nucleotides long. RefSeq lists its product as uncharacterized. Lineage: Eukaryota; Fungi; Ascomycota; Leotiomycetes; Helotiales; Mollisiaceae. Bases 80 to 574 code for a protein of 164 amino acids. The transcript has a single exon. The record is from RefSeq and is a predicted model, not a curated record.
UUGCUUUUCACGCACCAACGAUCCAAACAUCAUUGACAACACCAAACCUCACAAAUUCAGACAAAACUCGCAAAUCACAAUGAAGAGCUUCACUAUCAUUCUCGCCGCACUUGCAGCAACGGCAAUAGCUGCCCCAGUCACUCCCCGGAACCUCGUAUCCGUUCGACGAUCAGUCAGCGAUGAGGAUGUUGCUGCCAGCGUCAACUACAUUCUAGUCCUCGAGAAAGAGACUUCUAGCAAGAUGGACGCCUACCAGGAUGAGGUGGAUGCCGUCCAGGAUCCGGCCAGCGUUCUUGGUCGCCGUUCCGUCAGCGACGAAGAUGUUGCUGCCAGCGUUAACUAUAUUUUGGUUCUUGAGAAGGAGACUUCCAGCAAGAUGGACGCCUACCAGGAUGAAGUUGACGCUGUCCAAAACCCAGCUGAUGUCCUGGGUCGUCGCUCUGUCAGCGAUGAGGAUGUCGCUGCUAGCGUCAACUACAUCUUGGUGCUCGAGAAAGAGACGUCCAGCAAGAUGGAUGCCUACCAAGAUGAGGUUGAUGCCGUUCAGAACCCUGCCGAUGUUCUUGGAAAGUAGGUACAUUGCCGCAGAGCUACGAAUAUACUUUCACUUAGUAAGAUCCCCUCACCGCUGGUGGGCACCAGGUUGCUAACCAAGACUAGGGGCUCUACCAAUGUUCCACACUCCUUUGGCGAUUUCCUUGGCCUUAGAUUUGUGAGCAGGAAAGAAGAUGA